CUUACACCCUCUUGCUGCCGAUGUCUAGGCGCACGGUUUAGGGAGUCUACUAGUUAUAGAGUAGAGCAUCGCUUUCGGAGGAACAAUUUCAAACCCAACGUACCCAAGUGCAUCAUGUCCAAAGUCAGCGACCGAUGGCUCUGGUUUGGAGUGGGGAUUCUCGCCUUCAUGGCAGUCAAAGGUAUCUCGUACGGUCUGCACGAAGUUGUUCGCGUCACUGCGAUCUACAAGCCUAAUAAAAAUCCGCACAACCGUUCGUCUACACCAGAAGUUUCUGCUGCCGAUUCCAUUCAAAUCAAGUCGCUUGUCACCCUCGCAAAAUCUUCCAAUGUCGAAAUCGCACAAGCCGCCACGACCCUACUCUGUGAUCGGUUCUCCCGCUCAAAGUCUUGCAUGCGAGCGCUAGCCUCUGACCUCAUAUCAACCGACCGCCUAGUACGCCAACGCGCAACUAAGACUCGGCUUAUGCUAGAAGAGAAUAAUACUGGUGGAUAUUCAAUCUUUGAGAGGCGGUCUUAUGAACGUGCUGCACAUUCACCGUAUAUGUCAAGUAGCUUGGGCCUACCAGACCCAUCGGGUGUGCAUCUACCUGUCCCAAUAAGCGCACAUAGCAGGCAACAUGAUGCAAGUGAAGCAGAGCAGACGUUGAGGAGGAGACGGAGAGAAGCCAUGGUUUUCCAUGAAGGUAACGGCCCUUUAUCCAAUACCGAUAUUCAUCAGCGGCUUGGAACGGCUCCAGCAGACGCAACUACCCGUGAUAUCGAGGCGGUAGAGUUGGCGACUACAGUCAUGGAUGUGCUAGAUAGGAGCCUCACCCCGCAGAGUUUCAGCCCAGGGGCUCACAUAAGGGCUCCCGGAGGCUCUCAAUUUAUGGAUGAAGUCUAACAAACUCGGGAGGGGUUAGUCUCAUGAUUAAUGUCCUCCCGACUGAGACCUACGGACGAGACACGUGCGCUCAGAAAUGAGACAUACGAUGCUGUCCACAUGUUAAACAAUGCCACGAAGUUGAACUGUGAUGAAAAGGGUGAUUAUAAGAAGAUUACUGAGGCCAUAGGUAUAGAUAUGUUACCACCAUCGCAUCCACGUGCUC
This is a messenger RNA of Pseudovirgaria hyperparasitica, 1090 nucleotides long. RefSeq lists its product as uncharacterized. Bases 115 to 885 code for a protein of 256 amino acids. The transcript has 2 exons. The record is from RefSeq and is a predicted model, not a curated record. NCBI's taxonomy places the organism in Eukaryota, Fungi, Ascomycota, Dothideomycetes, Acrospermales, Acrospermaceae.